CCCGAUGAAGCCGCCCGAGCUGCCUGCGCAUGCGAAGGACGACGAUGAGGUGCGGAAGCAAAAUGCGGGCGGUGCUGUUUGGCGCCUGGGCGGAGAGGGCGAGCGCAUUGCAAAGGUGAUGGUAUGGGUGUUGUGGUGAGAGGGUGCGCGCAGGGACGUGGUUAGACGUCGAGAGGGUGGGUGCGUGUGAACAAGGCGUAGGGUCGUUUGCCUCGCAAACGCAUGCCCUCCACCGCUGUAUUCCACGUAUUUAUACUAAAGUACAAUGUAACUAGAAAAUUCGCCUUAUUAAGCAAUCUUACUAAGCGCCUUAGUCAGCUCCUUCGAGGGCUGGCGAGUCGCUUCCAGCAGCUCCCUCAACAAUGGGAGACGGGCAGCGGGAGGAUCGAUGGACUACAGUUCCAGUCGGAGACCAGGAAGGUGAGUUUGAGGUGGGGCAAAUGUGGGGGCAAGUCGACGGGGGAAAUUGCAGCGGAUGAUAGGGUGAAGAGUGUUUGCUUUGUGUUGGGAAUGAGCAGGGGACCUUAUCAUGCCCGUGACCCUGUUCCCUUGGGUGUGCGAGCUCUUGUAGAGGAGUCUUAGGUCUCGAUGUACACGAUGUCUUGUCAUUCAGUUGA
Messenger RNA from Schizophyllum commune H4-8, 617 nucleotides. RefSeq lists its product as uncharacterized. Bases 223 to 582 code for a protein of 119 amino acids. The record is from RefSeq and is a predicted model, not a curated record. NCBI's taxonomy places the organism in Eukaryota, Fungi, Basidiomycota, Agaricomycetes, Agaricales, Schizophyllaceae. The transcript is spliced from 2 exons.